UACCUGCGUGAUGUUUGUUCGUUACCCAGCUACUAGUGGCGCAGGUUUUGACACAAUGCAGAAUUAUUGAUUGACGGAUGUUUAUCAAAGUUAUUGAUCUUUUUAUAAACACAUAAUUCACUAUUUAGGAGGUCAUUUUUGGCAAUGAAGUAGUUGAAUUGAUAACUCCGUGUAUGCAGUAGAAAUAGUUUAAUUUGACGAACUCCCCGGUACGAUUUAACAGAGAAAAUGUAGCAAAUUGCUCCGUCAUCAAUUGGAUUGCCCGUCGUCGUGGUCUGCUCUGGUCAUACCGGUCAUGCUGUUUUGCUGGUGCCUUUCAGUUUCAUGCAGGUUGGUCAAUCAGCAGUAAAACAUGAGUAACUUCAAUAUUACAGCACCUAAUGCCGGCAAUUCUGCCAUUUCACUUGGUGGAGAAUGGAGGAACCAUGACCGGAUGGAGGCCAAUAAAUAUAAAAUGAGUGGAUUGGCUAGCAGGUCUAAGAAGAAACAAAAGAGUAAGAGCAGUGGAAAGGGAGACCAAGCACGACCUCAAUCAGAGCCAAGCUCCCAGCAAAGAAGGAAUUCCUCCCCAACAAGUCAAACCCCAUCUAGCAGUGCCCCGCCUGGUGUAAAGCCCCGAUGUGAUAGGGUGUACGACGUUGAGCAAGAGCCUACAGCCAGGAAACAGCUGGAGAACCAUCUGCCACUCAAGAAGACCAAGGCUGUCUCACGAGAUGAACAGAGUGCCAGGCAGUACCAGUUAGGCCGUGGCAUGGUCCUGACCAAAGGAAGGAGUAAGGUGGCAGUAACCAUCAACACAGGUGAAGACGAGGAGAUUCCUAGGAGCAUACCCAGAGUGGCACACCAAGGGCCAACAGUUGAUCCAGAAAGUGCAAAUUUCCAUUCCUUGUUCCGGCAACAAAAUCAAGAAAAUCCUGGUGCUCAAUCAAAACUUCAAAGGCUUCUCCAUCAGAGUUUAAUGUCUGGUGGUGUAGACCUAUUCAAUCUUUUCCCUGAUGAUGGCAAUGAGGGUAAUGUCCCAGGUUAUAGGGCAAGAACCUCUAGACCAAACACAAGGGCAUCGUCUGCUGCAGUCAGCUUACAAGAGGCUUUGAUAGUACAGUUACAGCAGCAGGUUUCAGACUUAACACUUUUUCUGGAGGAAGAGAGACUCAACCACAGGGCAACUAAAGAUAAGCUGGCAGGGACAUUGAAGGAGAAACUUCAAGACAUUGAGAGGAAACACAUGGAAGAAUUGAGAGUCUUACAACAGGACCAAGAUGAGCAGCUAGACAUGAUGAAACAGCUACACAGCAAGGAAUUGGAACAUCAUAAGUCAGCCAGUAAUGCUGUACUAGCACGGAUGAAAGGUGAGCUAGAGUUUCUUCAGGGUGCCUUUGAGGCUUACAAAGGCACAUUGGUCCAGGACAUGGAGGAGAAAUGGGCCAAGAAGGAAAGUGACAUGAAGAUACGAUUCCAAGAAGAUAUGGAGAAGGCUUUAUAUGAGCAAAGAACUGAACUGUUAGAAGAUGCAACUAGAGAGAAGAAAGCCAUCAAUCGUGAAUUCCAACGACAAAUCCAGAUUCUUAACAAAGACCACAAAAAGGAAAUAGAGGGGAUGAUGAACCGUUUCUCUAGUACAUCAACGGAUGUGGCCAACUUGAAGCGUGCUCUUGAACAACUGAAGAGAGUUCAAACACAGCUCGAUGAGAAGACAGAUCAGUUGGCUGUAGCACAGGAUAGCCUGAAAUCUAGCAAGCACGAGGUGCAACAACUGAGAGCACACCUCGCUACCUAUAAGGAAUCCUUCCAGGACAAAGUGGAUGAAGUUGAUGAUAAGUACAAAGAGCGAAUACAUCUGCUUAUGACAGAGAAUGGAGAACUGAGGAAACGCUACUUGCAGAAGUGUGAUGAGCUGUUUACUGAAAAAUCUGCAACUGAAGUUAAAAGAGUUGAGAAAGCGAUGAAUUCCAAGGAACUAAUGCAGAUGCUGGUACAUGUCAAGAAUCGCUCUAACAUCAAUCUAGCAUGUGCUGAUCCAGCUACCGAUGGAAAGCCUCGUAUUCCCAUCCUACGCCCUGUCAGUGCCCCCAGUACCAAGAGAGAGGCUAUUAGGGCCUUUAGGAAGGCUGGCGAGACAAACCACCUGAAGACCGUCACUGACAAUCAUAGGACUGCUGUCAGGCGACCCCACACUACGGUUGGUGGCCAGAGACGCAGCUUGACACCAGACUCAAGCAUCAAUGGGGCUCAGGGAUCGCUGUUUGUUCCUAUAGUCAGGGAGUCUUUAGCAAAUAGUUUGCUUUAACUGGAAUGUCUGAAAUAACUCAAAAUAAUGCAUUUCCACUUGGGGGUUUAGGUACUAGACUAGUACCAUUUCCCACAAUCCACGACAGUAUUCAUCUGUAGUCUCAUAAAGCCAGCACACCCCUGGAUGCACCGAACACUAGGACACCGGCUGAUAUUCAGGCAGCUAUCAUUUAUUGGCAUUAUUGGGGACAAUGGCUGCAGUUGAGUGCCUUGCCCAGGACAUAACAUUUCACUUGGGCUUGUUUAGCCCGCAGAUGGACUAAUAUAUCGAGCCUAUUCAUCGACACCUCCAAUGAGAGACGACUGUUGCCCAUACAUGUAGCUUAUUUUUGUCUUGCCUGGACUUUGUUCAGAAAAGACUAUGCAAUCACUAUGUCUAUACGUACUUACGUAUGUAUGUACAGUAAACUCCGGUCAAGUCGACAUCGUACAACUCGCCAAAUCGCUCGAGUCGGCCGUCUGACUAAAGUCCCGAUUGUCUGUAAUGCAUUUCUAUUUAAAUUUUUAUUUCUAAGUCGGAUUUUAGAAGUCACCAUUUCGCUCAAGUUGUUGUGUUACUCUCGGUCCCCUUUCCAUAAAUAACACAACAAACUCCUUUGUGUAUGUUGGCAUUCAAAAAAUCACGCAUUGGCAUCGACUUCCUGCACUGCAGUUAGCAAGAAGUGUCAAGUGAAAAGUCACACACUGCUUUAACUGACGUCUGUUUUUAUUGGCACAGCCCGUGAUCGCUGCAUCAGUGUCUGUCGGUUACAGCCAAGCCAAGGGGUUUCGCCAAUACUACAUCGUGAGCAUAUCAAUACCAGUACCCCCUCUAGUCCUGUACGCAUGUGCUCUGUCCAUUUUGUCCAUCUUAUUGAAUGAUGCGGUUAAUACCACGCACGCAUUUAUUUCGUAACUGUACACGUACAUGUAUUACUAUUAUGCAGUGGCGUAGCCAGGAAUU
Messenger RNA from Patiria miniata (bat star), 3232 nucleotides. Its product is annotated as paramyosin, long form-like. The transcript has 15 exons. Gene Ontology annotation, cellular component: cytoplasm. NCBI's taxonomy places the organism in Eukaryota, Metazoa, Echinodermata, Asteroidea, Valvatida, Asterinidae. The record is from RefSeq and is a predicted model, not a curated record. Bases 353 to 2287 code for a protein of 644 amino acids.